UCCACCCACCACCACCAGUUAGUUACUUGACUACCUGAUUUCAUUACUCUUCGAUUCUUCCGCGAUACUUUAAUUUUUCACUGCUUCGUCAAUUGCGCAGCAACAGAGUUUUUUCGGAAUUUUCCACAUCUCUUAUUUUUUUUAGGGGGGUUUUGGUGGUACAAUCUUAAUUUUGCUACCGUUGGAUCUCAGGGAGAUUCACAGCUGUCUUUCUGGUGUAUUUUUUUUUCGUUUUUUUGACAACAGCAACCAACAACAGAAGUUGAGCUUUUCGCGCGCCCGAAUUGGACCUCCAUACAAGGUUCUAUUUUUGAUUGAAAAAUACCAAGAUCCUUUAAAAGAAUCACCAGAACUCAGGUUUAGAAAUUUUGGGCACAAUUUGCUGCUGCUCUAAUGGAGACUGGGGAAGAAAGCACUCCAUCAAAAUCAUCCAAACCUGCAUCGUCAGCGCAGGAAGCACCUGUUACACCAACAACGCCUGUGUAUCCUGAUUGGCCAAGUUCUAUGCAGGGUUUUUAUGGUGCUGGAGCAGCUCAACCUUUCUUUGCUUCAACGGUGGCUUCUCCCACAACCCAUCCUUACAUGUGGGGAGGCCAGCAUCCUAUGAUGCCGCCUUAUGGGAACCCAGUUCCAUAUCCAGCUUUAUAUCCUCCUGGGGGAAUGUAUGCUCAUCCUAAUAUGGCUAUGCCACCAGGUUUUGUACAUGGAACUGCAGAAUCAGAAAGGAAAGGAACUGAAGGGAAGGAUCGUCCGUCAAGCAAAAAGUCCAAGGGGCCUUCAGCCAAUCAUGGAAUGAUCGGUGGGAAGAGCAGAGGUGGUGGGAAAACAGCCUCUGGCUCUGGAAACGAUGGUACCCACAGUGCUGAAAGCAGUAGUGAUGAAGGUUCAUCAGAUGCUAGCCAUGAAAACAACAACCAGGACUUCUCUGCAUCCAAGAAAGGAAGCUUUAACCAGAUGCUUGCUGAUGGGGCUAACGCACAGAACAAUGGUGUCCCUACUAAUUUCCCUAAUUCUGUACCUGGCAAUCCUGUAGUAUCUGUCCCUGCAACUAACUUGAAUAUUGGCAUGGAUUUGUGGAAUACUACUGCAGCUGGUUCAGGGCCCAUGAAACUGCGACCAAAUUCAGCUGGUGUUGCUCCAUCUGGCAUGAUGAAUGAUCAGUGGAUUCAACAGGAAGAACGUGAAAUAAAAAAGCAGAAGAGAAAGCAAUCUAAUCGUGAGUCUGCUCGGAGGUCAAGAUUACGUAAGCAGGCUGAGUGUGAAGAUCUACAACACAGGGUGGACUUAUUAAAUGGUGAGAAUCGUGGUCUCACAGACGAGUUGCAAAGGCUCUCUGAGGAAUGCGGGAAACUUGUAUCAGAGAAUAACUCUAUAAAGGACGAGUUGAUUAAGAUGUUUGGGGCCGAUGCCGUAAGUGAACUAGAGAAUGGCAAUUCCAAUAUGCAUGAGGGUGGCGGAGACGAAGAAGGUGACUGUUAGGGAUAAAUUGACAAUCUGUGUAGGAUUUUCUUUUGUUAGUUUGUAGUCAAUACAGUUGUUUUGUAAUACUCAGUUUACUUCAGUUAUACCAGAGGUGUAAGGAUCCCAUGUUUUUGAAGUUAGUAUUGGACUAGUUUUUUGCUUCAAA
Salvia hispanica is the source of this 1627-nucleotide messenger RNA. RefSeq names its product G-box-binding factor 1-like. Gene Ontology annotation, cellular component: nucleus. The record is from RefSeq and is a predicted model, not a curated record. NCBI's taxonomy places the organism in Eukaryota, Viridiplantae, Streptophyta, Magnoliopsida, Lamiales, Lamiaceae. Gene Ontology annotation, biological process: regulation of DNA-templated transcription. Gene Ontology annotation, molecular function: sequence-specific DNA binding; DNA-binding transcription factor activity.